Messenger RNA from Dovyalis caffra, 5484 nucleotides. The record is from the annotation of a GenBank genome assembly. NCBI's taxonomy places the organism in Eukaryota, Viridiplantae, Streptophyta, Magnoliopsida, Malpighiales, Salicaceae.
AUGCUUGGCAAUGGAGUUAUUGGAAUCCUCUCGGAGUCUGUGAACAAGUGGGAAAGAAGGGUGCCUUUAACCCCAUCGCAUUGCGCUCGACUUUUGCAUAGUGGGAAGUAUAAAACUGGAGUGUCUAGGAUAAUUGUGCAGCCGUCGACGAAGCGUAUCCAUCAUGAUGCAAUUUAUGAGGAUGUUGGCUGUGAGAUUUCUGAUGAUUUGUCUGAAUGUGGUCUCAUUGUGGGAAUUAAGCAGCCGAAGCUGGAGAUGGUUCUUCCUGAUAGAGCUUAUGCCUUCUUCUCUCAUACUCACAAGGCUCAGAAAGAAAACAUGCCUUUGUUAGAUAAGGUACUAGCUGAGAGGGUGUCGUUAUAUGACUAUGAACUCAUCGUUGGAGACCAUGGGAAAAGGUUACUUGCAUUUGGGAAAUUUGCUGGCAGAGCUGGGUUCAUUGAUUUCUUGGGUGGAUUAGGACAGCGUUAUCUAAGUCUUGGGUAUUCCACGCCCUUCCUCUCAUUGGGUGAAGCUUACAUGUAUUCAUCCUUGGCUGCUGCCAAAGCUGCUGUUAUUUCUGUCGGCGAAGAGAUCACUACUUUUGGAUUACCAUCUGGAAUCUGUCCUUUGGUAUUCAUAUUCACUGGAUCUGGAAAUGUUUCUCAUGGUGCACAAGAGAUAUUUAAGCUUCUUCCACACACUUUUGUUGAUCCCAGCAGACUUCCAGAACUAUUUGCACAAGGCAGGGAUCUCGGUCCACAUUCGAAGGCUUCAAAGAGAGUAUUCCAAGUAUAUGGUUGUGUUGUGACUUGUCAAGACAUGGCUGAACACAUAGAUUCUUCAAAAACAUUUGAUAAAGCAGACUAUUAUGCGCAUCCAGAGCACUACAAGCCCAUUUUCCAUGAAAAAAUAGCCCCAUAUGCAUCUGUUAUUGUCAAUUGCAUGUACUGGGAAAAAAGAUUUCCUCGGCUGUUGAGUACCCAGCAGCUUCAAGAUCUAACGAGGAAAGGAUGUCCGCUUAUUGGAAUUUCUGACAUAACUUGUGACAUUGAGGGCUCAUUAGAGUUCAUUAACCAAACAACAUCAAUUGACUCCCCAUUCUUAAGUUUGACUGAAAUUAGAGAUGGUGAUGAUCGUCCAGGGAGUUCUUUAACAACUGAGAUGAAAUCUGGAGAGAUGAUGGAAUCUAACUAUAGAAGAUAUGAUCCAUUAAAUGAUUCGUAUCACCACGACAUGGAGGGUGAUGGUGUGAUAUUUUCAUCUGUUGACAUUCUUCCUACACAGUUUGCAAAAGAGGCUUCCCAGCAUUUUGGAGACAUACUAUCCCAAUUUAUUGGCAGUUUGGCUUCAACAAUUGACAUUACCAAGUUACCUUCACAUCUGAGGAAAGCUUGCAUAGCCCAUGGUGGAGCACUUACCCCCUCGUUUGAAUACAUUCCACGCAUGCGAAACUCUGAUUCAGAAGAUAUAGCAGAAAGUCUUACAAAUUUAAAGUCCACCAGGAAUAAGUUCAGUAUUUUGGUAUCUCUGAGUGGACACUUAUUUGAUAUAUUUCUAAUAAAUGAGGCAUUAGAUAUUAUUGAAGCUGCUGGUGGCUCCUUCCACUUGGUUAAGUGUCAAGUGGGUCAAAGUACUACUGCUAUGUCAUACUCUGAUCUCGAAGUUGGUGCAGAGGAUAAGGCAGUUCUGAAUCAAAUUAUUGAUUCUUUAACUUCUCUUGCCAAUUCAGAUGAAAGUAAUGGAUUUUUAAAUAAAGAAGCAAAUAAAAUUUCCAUCAAGGUUGGUAAAGUCCAGGAGAAUGAUAUUAAGAAGGGAAACGAUACAAAAAGGAAGACUGCGGUUCUAAUUAUUGGUGCAGGUCGCGUCUGUCGACCAGCUGUCGAGUUUUUAACGUCAAUUGGAAGCAGUUCAUCUCACGAAUGGUACAAAGCAUGUCUAGAUACUGAUUUUGAAGAGCAGAAUGUAGUUGAAGUUGUUGUUGCUUCUCUUUAUCUUAAGGAUGUGGAAGAGAUUAUUGAUGGAAUUUCUAAUGCAACGGCAGUUCAGCUUGAUGUGAUGGAUGAUGAAAGUCUUUGCAAGUAUAUUUCACAGGUUGAGCUUAAAAAGCAUCUUGUCACAGCUAGCUACGUUGAUGAUUCUAUGUCAUUGCUAGAUGGAGAGGCAAAAGCUGCUGAUGUUACAAUUCUUGGGGAGAUGGGCUUGGAUCCAGGAAUUGAUCAUAUGAUGGCAAUGAAGAUGAUCAACCAUGUACAUGUUCGGAAGGGGAGAAUAAAGUCCUUCACUUCUUAUUGUGGAGGACUCCCAUCCCCAGCAGCUGCAAAUAACCCAUUAGCAUAUAAAUUCAGCUGGAGUCCUGCAGGAGCCAUCCGAGCUGGGCGCAAUCCUGCCACCUAUAAAUCUCAUGGUGAAAUUGUACAUGUUGAUGGUGAGAAACUUUAUGAUUCAGCAGUCAGAUUUCGGAUACCGAAUCUUCCAGCUUUUGCAUUAGAAUGUCUUCCAAAUCGCAAUUCUUUAGUUUAUGGCAAACUGUAUGGCAUAGAAGAUGAAGCAUCCACCAUCUUUCGUGGAACACUCCGCUAUGAAGGAUUUGGUGAAAUAAUGGGGACACUUGCAAGAAUUGGUCUAUUUAGUACCGAAUCUCAUCUAGCUUUAAGACAUGGACAGAGACUCUCAUUCAAAAGAUUCCUUUGUGAGCUGCUAAACAUUGUUAGCGAAAAUCAUGAUGGAGUUCUGCUAGGAGAGAAGGAAAUUAGUGAGAGAAUCGUUGCACUUGGGCAUUGCAAAGAGCAAGGAACUGCAGUAAGGACUGCCAAAACCAUUAUAUAUUUAGGACUUCAUGAGCAGACAGAGAUUCCUGUCUCCUGCCGAAGUUCAUUUGAUGUUACCUGUUACUGCAUGGAAGAAAGGUUGACCUAUUCCAACACAGAACAGGAUAUGGUGCUUUUGCAUCAUGAAAUGGAGGUAGAAUUCCCUGACAACCAAGCUACAGAGAACCAUAGGGGCACGCUAUUAGAAUUUGGAAGGACUGAGAAUGGGAAAACAACCACUGCCAUGGCUCUCACUGUUGGUGUUCCAGUAGCCAUUGGAGCUCUGCUCUUGUUAGAGAACAAGAUCAAUACAAGAGGUGUCUUACGGCCGUUUGAACCUGAAGUAUAUGUACCAGCGUUGGAUAUCUUACAAGCGUAUGGCAUCAAGACAAAUCAAGUGUACGUAAUUGUUGAGAUUACAAAACUUGUAGCUUAUGGAUCACAGAAAUGGAUGUCUCAUUAUAAGUUUCCAAAACCAAUCAGAUAUGGAGAUGGUUACCACGUUAUGCAACCAUACUAUGUGGGCCGGGAUCCAAGUUUGAAUUGUUGCAACCUUAGAAACUUUCUGGCUGAAACUGACGAGAACGUCAAUGAGAUGGAUGAGUUUUGGUUGAAAGCUUAUGAGAAUGUCAAAAUAGAAAAGGAUGAGUGCCCUAGUCCUUGCUCCAUUGCACAUCCCAUCCAUCGCAGAAACAAACUCCGUCAUGGCUCCCAAAGCGAAAGGCAAAACGACGGCGUCGCAGCAGCCUCCCCUCCAAUUGAAGAUCUAUUCACUAAUCUCAAUCGACAGAUCGAGCGAUCUGAGUUCGAGCAAGCCGUCAAAGUCGCCGAUCAAGUUCUGAAAGUCGCUCCAAACGAUGAAGACGCGAUUCGAUGCAAAGUGGUGGCUUUGAUAAAGUGUGAUAGCAUUGACAAAGCUCUUUCAGCCAUCCACUCUGCUCAAAGGCAAAACCUUCCUUUUGAUUUCACUUACUUCAAGGCAUACUGCUUAUACCGACAAAACAAGUUGGAUGAAGCAUUGGAGUUGUUGAAUGGUCUCGAGAGAAAUUCAGAAACAAUGUUGCUAGAAUCUCAGAUUCUAUUUCGUCUAGGAAAAAUGGAUGCUUGUGUUGAUGUCUAUCAAAAGCUUCAAAAAUCCAAGAUUGAUUCCUUAGAAAUAAAUCUUGUUGCUGGCUUGAUUUUGGCUGGGAAGUCUUCUCAAGUUCAGGGAAUGAUGGAGGCAAAUCGGAUUAAAGCAUCUUCCAGUUUUGAGUUGGCAUACAACACUGCUUGUUCUUUGAUUGAGAGGAAUAAAUACACUGAUGCAGAACAGCUUUUGCUUACAGCCCGAAGAAUUGGUCAGGAAACACUGAUGGAUGACAAUUUGGCUGAGGAUGACAUAGAUAUUGAAUUGGCUCCUAUAGCUGUGCAGCUGGCAUACGUUCAACUACUCUUAGGACGUUCACCAGAGGCCAUGGAAGGUUACGCAGAAAUCAUUAAUCGAAAUUUGGCAGAUGAAUCAUCCUUUGCAGUUGCUGUGAACAAUCUUGUUGCUUUGAAAGGUUCAAAAGAUGUUUCUGAUAACCUGAGAAAACUCGAUCGGUUAAAAGAACAAGAUGCACAGAGUUUCCAGCUUGGUCGUGGACUUGACAAACUUUCUCCAAAACAGAAGGAAGCAAUAUAUGCAAACCGAGUGCUUUUGCUUCUGCACGCAAAUAAGAUGGAUCAGGCACGAGAACUUGUCGCUGCUCUGCUUGACAUGUUUGCUGACAGUGUACUGCCAGUGCUGCUUCAAGCUGCAGUCUUUGUCAGAGAGAACAAGGCUGCUAAAGCUGAAGAAAUACUGGGCCAGUUUGCUGAGAAGUUCCCUGACAAGUCUAGGGUCAUUCUUCUUGCAAGGGCACAAGUUGCUGCUGCUGCUGGCCAUCCCCAAAUUGCGGCUGACUCCCUAUCUAAGAUACAUGACAUUCAGCACAUGCCUGCUACUGUUGCAACUCUAGUUGCUCUUAAAGAGCGUGCUGGAGAUGUUGAUGGUGCAUCCGCUGUACUUGACUCUGCAAUCAAAUGGUGGUCGAAUGCAAUGACUGAGGACAACAAGCUGAAUGUUAUAAUGCAAGAGGCCGCUUCCUUCAAGGUCAGGCAUGGCAGGGAGGAAGAUGCUGCGCACCUAUAUGAGGAGCUUGUCAGAAGCCGGGGGAGCAUAGAGGCGUUGGUUGGGCUGGUAAAUACAGUUGCCUGGGUGGAUGUUGACAAGGCAGAAGCCUAUGAGAAGAAGCUGAAACCAUUGCCAGGUCUGAAGGGGAUUGAUGUGGAGAGUUUGGAGAAGACUUCUGGGGCGAAGCAUGUUGAAGGUGCUUCUGUUGCCGUUACUGAUGCACAUGAGGAGGGUAAGAAGGAGAAGCCAAAGAAAAAGAGAAAGAGAAAGCCAAGGUAUCCGAAAGGGUUUGAUCCUGCUAAUCCAGGCCCUCCUCCAGAUCCAGAAAGGUGGCUCCCGAGGAGGGAGAGAUCGAGUUAUAGGCCCAAGAGAAAGGAUAAGAGGGCAGCUCAAGUGAGAGGCUCUCAGGGUGCUGUGGUGAGAGAAAAACAUGAAGCUGGUGCCACUUCUACUAGUUCCAACACAUCGAAUUCAAAAUCAAGCCAACCUACAACUUCUAAAGUAGCUGCAGAACAAUCCAAGCCAUCAUCAAAGUCAUCAAGAAAGAAGUCAAGGAACUAA